Messenger RNA from Hibiscus syriacus, 1031 nucleotides. RefSeq names its product tRNA-specific adenosine deaminase TAD2-like. Gene Ontology annotation, biological process: tRNA wobble adenosine to inosine editing. Bases 141 to 710 code for a protein of 189 amino acids. The record is from RefSeq and is a predicted model, not a curated record. The transcript is spliced from 6 exons. Gene Ontology annotation, molecular function: tRNA-specific adenosine-34 deaminase activity; zinc ion binding. NCBI's taxonomy places the organism in Eukaryota, Viridiplantae, Streptophyta, Magnoliopsida, Malvales, Malvaceae.
CUUUUCCACCUCUCUCAGUAGCUACCAGUCAUUCCCUCUAAAUCCAUCUUUUUUUUUCCUUUUUCUUUUCUCUCUGCUUUUGAUUAUUAGCUUCUGCUUCACUUCGUUCGAAACGAACUCUUUUGUUCUUAUUGCCUUAGAUGGAAAGUGAUGAUCUUGCAUACAUGGAACUUGCAAUUCACCAGGCAAAACUUGCUAUGGAAAGCCUUGAAGUGCCUGUUGGCUGCGUAUUCAUUAAGGAUGGUAGUGUCAUUGCCUUUGGUAGAAAUCGAACCUCUGAGACUCGAAAUGCUACAAGGCAUGCAGAAAUGGAAGCCAUAGACAUCCUUCUGGAGAAGUGGAAAAAAGAUGGGCUUUCAAAAGCAGAAGUUGCUGAAAACUUUUCACGGUGUGUUUUGUAUGUUACAUGUGAACCAUGCAUAAUGUGUGCAGCAGCUUUGUCAUUUCUUGGCAUCAAGGAAGUAUAUUAUGGUUGUGCAAAUGAGAAAUUUGGAGGAUGCGGAUCGAUUUUAUCCUUGCAUUCCGGUUGCUCAGAGCCAUCCAUAAGUGAUGAAGUUCCACAAAGGAAAGGUUUCAAAUGUACAGGAGGAUUAAUGGCCUCCGAAGCAGUCUCUCUUUUUAGAAGUUUUUACGAACAGGGGAAUCCUAAUGGUAUGCAAUUUUUGCUUCACUGCAUUGGGUCUAUUAAGUCAAAGUUCAUGAAAGAAUGAUAUAAAUGAAGAGAUAUUUAUAUCUCACGCCAGAGUUGACAUUUAGUAUUGCUUUAGAUAGCAAGAAUAUUACAUCCUCAUGGAAUCAGAGGUUGAUGCAAUCUAGAACAUCAUGGCAUAUUGCUUUAAUCCAUAUCCUAGUAAAAGAUUAUUCCUGAAUCCGGAAACAAUGCCAACAAGCAUGUAAAAAUAUGUUGAAAUUGGGUAAAUUAUGACAAAUAGUCUGGAAAGGAUUGCGUUUGGUCAAAUUAUAUCUAAAAGGAACCUAGAAUAGUGCACAUGUUAGUAUGCUUUGGGAAAAAAGAAGGCAAGAUUACACUA